AUAACAAAUUACCUUCAAAUUUAUAGGUCGUCGCGAAUUUCAAUUUCGUUCUCUAUUUUUUCUUCAUAAACAUGAAUCGAAUGAACUACCCAUGAAUUUAUCAAUCAGAUACUCCGCUGGCACUUGUAUUUAUCUUCAUGUGGUGGAUUCUUAGAAUAAUCUUGAAAUCUGGAGUUUUCCCCUUGAAUAUGGAUUCAACAGAAGCCACCGGAGAAACAACUAGGCGUCGUCCAUUACAGAUAUGCGGGGCAUCAAUUUUAGCAACUGCCCACAUAGUAUGCACAAAAGCACAAGACUCUGAUAGCCCUAUAGGAUCAAUGGCGAAAAGGAUAACACCAUUGGCGAAAAGGAUAACACCAUUGAUCAAUUCGGCGUUGCCUUUAAUAUAUGCAAUGCAAUAUCAGUGGCUAGUAAGCCUCUCCUUCAUUGAUGAUCGUAUUCUCGCUAUUGAAAACAUUCUGGAACUCAUUUUCCCACCAUCCAAACGUUUGUUUAACAAGAUUGACGAUCUUGUCUACACUGCAGAAUGUCUACCAGAGAAGUUCGACAAUGUUUUGAACUCGUUCCCUGUACUUAUCCACAGAUUUCCUCUUCUAGACUGGGUUAUGCUCCGGCUCAUAUCAUGGUUAACUUUUCUUAUCAACAUGCUAACUCAUUGGGGAUCGAAGGAUAACACAAGGGAGAAGGAGAUCACGAUUGAUAUGAAUCGCAGCAAAUCAGAAUCAACAGAUUGUUACCUUGUAGAUUAUUCACAAGAACCUUCAAAUGCUGUGCAAACCGAAGAUGUUAAAAGAUUGUUACUAAUAGCAGACACUUCAGAACAACGGAAUAAAACAGUCGAGGAAGCAAAUUGUCCUGAUGAAUCUCCUUGUACUUCUUCAUUUGAGUCAGCAACUUCAUCUCCAUUGUCUGUUUUAUCACAAGAUGAGGCAAAGUCAGCAGACGAAAAGGGCAAGUCCAAUAAUUUGAAGUGCAGUUACAAAGAAAUUCUUGAGAAGGGGUUGAAUGAAAACACAGAAAAUAAAGAAAUUGAUGCCCUGAAAGAGUUUGGCUGGGAGAAAGAUGCAAAGAAAAAGUUAGGAAGAAAGCAUACUUGAAGAUAAAAAAUUAUGGAACUAUUCGAGGCAAGCUGGCCCUUGAAUUGAAUUGACUGCAAAAGUGGAACCAUAGUCGAAGAACCUGAUGCCCGCAUUCAAAUUUUGAAUGCUUGUACGUAGUAAAAUACAAGACUGGAUAAUAUGAUAACAAGGCUGUCCUUA
Messenger RNA from Olea europaea var. sylvestris, 1259 nucleotides. RefSeq lists its product as uncharacterized. The record is from RefSeq and is a predicted model, not a curated record. The transcript has 2 exons. Lineage: Eukaryota; Viridiplantae; Streptophyta; Magnoliopsida; Lamiales; Oleaceae. Bases 138 to 1097 code for a protein of 319 amino acids.